Messenger RNA from Caenorhabditis angaria, 507 nucleotides. The record is from the annotation of a GenBank genome assembly. Lineage: Eukaryota; Metazoa; Nematoda; Chromadorea; Rhabditida; Rhabditidae.
AUGAGCAAUAAAAAUGUGGUAGACGUGUUUCCAAGUACAAGCGAAAUCAUACAAAAUGAUUCAUCAAUGUUUUCGAGUUGUGAAGUUUGCGGAAAACAAUUUCAAAACACAUCGGCUUGUCGAUUGCAUCGAGUAAAGGUUCAUAAAUUGUUUGAUAAAAAUAAUGUGGCAGAUUCAAGGAUUCAUGAUCGAUCAGAAGGAGAAUGUGAGGAAAAUAUAAUGAAAUAGGAUGAUAUUUCGAAUUUUUCAGCAAUAACAUAUUUAUAUCACUGCCCGAAUAAUGUUUGCUUGACGAAAAAAUCGGCGUUCGAUGGGAUGAGGAAUUUGAAACAACAUUAUUGGAGGGUAAAUUGAGAAUAAAAAAAUUGGAAUUUGAAAAUUAAAAUUUUCUAGGCUCAUAUGGAGAAACGAUUUUCGUGCUCGUGUGGAUUUCGAUCAGCGCUAGAGAAAGAUGUGAAAUAUCAUAUGAAAUCAAGGUGUCGAUUGAGAAGUUCGCAAGGUAAGUGA